AAUUGUUUCCUUUUUCUUUUUUUUAAAAAAAAUCCUAUUCUUCAGUUUAGAUGGUCUUUCCAGGAUUAACACAAUCUUAUAGCCACACUUCAUUUCCUUCAUUUCAAACUGAAUCCUUAAAUAACCCAGGUAUACGCGUCUUUGAAUAACCAUCACUAAUCCAUAUAGAUUAUUGGAAGACAGCGCACUGGACGACAUGGUCUCCUGUUCAAUACACUAUUAACCUAUUGCAACUCAAUCCUUGUUUAACAAAAAGUCUUGUCACAGACUUUUUUAUUCAAGAUCUAAAGUCGAUUGAGAAGAACAUGCGAAAAGAAGAUAAAUACAAAGCGAGAAUCAGGUCAAUACGCCAGGCAUUCACAGAAGACCAGCGUAUGUUUGAUCAUUUUUGGGCUCAACAUAGUGAGAACUUGAUGAAGCUGGUGAUUGAGAACCAAGUCAGAAAAGCAGCAGAAAAACUACAUCUAUCCUUAAAGCGAUCGUUUGAUGAUUUUUUCACUCCACAAGCCAAACGAAGAUGUAUAGAAAACACUGCUCAGCAUCAGCAAGAAGCGACUCAGAGCCAACAAGAAGCAACUCAGAAACAACAGCAAUUGACUCAGAGACAGCCGCAAGCGAUUAAAAAGCAACUACGAGCGAUUCAGAAACAACAACAAACGAUUCAGCAUCAGCAACAAAGCACUGUAGACACAAGGUUACUGCAUGGGACAACAGCUGAUUCAAAGACUGAUCACUCAAUUCAACCCAACUUUGCCUUUCCUGGUGAAUGCUUUUACAAGAUUAUUCAAGCAACAGUCAAUAUGAAUCACAUAUCCAAUGAUGGUCAUACUACAAACCAACUGACUGUUCCCUCCACGUCUGACCAACAAGCAUCUUCUACUCCCAAUGAUCUCGCCACAGUAUCUGAUCAACAGCCUGUUUCAUCAUUCGUGACUGAACAGGCUUCUGCUCAUCAAGCACCUAUUAGGGCUGAUCAAAACUCAAUCAUGAUAGACAGAUCUACGCCUAGACCUAUGAUUGCUAGCCAAUGUUUAACCGUGACAGUAGCGGACAAAGACAAGAAAGAGAAUAAGCAAAAAGAGGAAAAAGAAGCUCCAACUAAAAGUGAAGAAGAGACGGAGGAAGAGGAAGAAAUAGAAGUUACAUCUCAAACUGAAAAGGAAGUAGAAGAGACAACAGCUCAAACCGAAGAAAACGAUAUUGUUACUCAUCGUGACUUGGGAGAAAUGCUCUAUCGAAUUCAAGAACAAGAAAGUGCUAUGCUUCAAACUAAAAAGCAAGAAGAGGCUAUGGUUACAAUUGAAAGAGAAGAAGGAAUGAUAACAGAAGAACAAGAGGAAGAGAAAAAUACAAUUCAAACUGAAAAACAAGAAGAGGAAGUAGAGAAAGAGCAAGAAGAACAAACGACACCUCCUACUGAAAAAGAAGCCGUUUUUCAAAAUGAAGAGAAAGAAAAAAGUGUUGUUCAGGUACCUAAAAAACACAAGAUUCAUCACAUCAAAUUAGCAGAUUCAACCAAGAAGACCAGAACACAGGAAGAAGCACAGAGAAAAGAUAUUGUUGAAGUAGACAUGCUAUUUUACAAAGAACGUCGAAGUAUAGGCACCAUUCUUAAACGAUGGGCAUUUACAGUCCACACAGCUCUUUAUCAUCAUAAGGAACCUGUAUCUGACUUGGCCAAGCGAAAUAUGGCUAUUGCACUUUCUUCUGUGCUUGAUCUGGGACAAGGUUAUCGAGAACCUGAUUCCCAUGGCUAUUUGUUUGGUUUGGAUUGGCCCAUGAUAAAAAAAGACUUGAUGGCCAAAUCACCCCUCUCGGUCACAAAAGACGAAGUCAAAUUACUCUAUGAUAAACAAUGUCGCAGAAAGAAUAUCGAGAGUGUAUACCAUGAAAUUCAGUCCAAGACAGCCCGUGAAUCAAAUCCUUUUGACAUUGCGAAUCUAUGGCGUAUCUUGCGACACUGGCUAACCCUGUUGCGACAAAAGGAUUCUGUCUUGUCUGGAUCAGCUAAUAUGUCCAACAUUGAGUAUUUUCAUUGUCUAUGGUCUACUAUCUUUCAACUCUUAUUUCCUGCUGCUCAAAAGAUUCGACUCAAGAUUGGUGAUUUAGAUCAUCAUCAUCCAAACAAUACUGUUUUUAGUUUUAAAUUGGCUGUUCAAGUCGAAGGAAAAGAGAUCUCAUUGGCUGUAGGUGAAUGCAGUACAACACAUACACCUGUGGAGGACAGACUGAUACGAAAAGGCAAAGUAGCGUUGGAUGAUAUGAUACAAUUAACUGGCUUAUCUGAAGAUACACGCUGUAUGACAUGGCUUAUCCAUAUCACAGGCCUUUCUUGUACUCUAUCUACUAUUGAACUAUUGGCCAAUGGAUUGUAUGUGCAUAUACCUCGUUACUCUUUUGUUAUUCCUUGUUCAUUCAGUGAUGUUCGUUUGUUUGGACAGUGUAUAUCUGAUCUAGUCAAAAUGCAACAUGAACUUAGACUUGCCCUUGAUCUGAUGUCUCAACCUGUCCAUCGUCCUAAACACACUAAAUCCCAUCGAAGUAGGAAAUCAGGAUGGAUUCGAGAUACUUGGUAUGCUCCUCAAGGCAAUUUGGAAUCCCGCAUACCAACUUAUUUCACAAAGCCACCUCCAUUACAUCGAAAGAUGAUGAUGGAAGAAGAAGAUCCUUAAAUAAGAAUAAUAACAAUAAUAAUAAUAAACUUAUCAUUUUAAACUCC
Gilbertella persicaria is the source of this 2719-nucleotide messenger RNA. RefSeq lists its product as uncharacterized. NCBI's taxonomy places the organism in Eukaryota, Fungi, Mucoromycota, Mucoromycetes, Mucorales, Choanephoraceae. The record is from RefSeq and is a predicted model, not a curated record. The coding region runs from base 306 to 2672 and encodes 788 amino acids. The transcript is spliced from 3 exons.